AUGAGCGUAAAAGACGAUAUUCCUGCGAUUUUCUUGGACAAAAUCAGUCCUAAAGGACUUGAAACUAUUCAGAAAUGUAAAGAGUUCGUUGAAGAUUACUGUUUACCAGCAGAUAAGUUAUACUUAGGGCAAAUGGGGGAAGGUGCAGCUAGAUGGGAAAAGACUCCAGAAAUUACUGAAAAGUUAAAGGCCAAAGCUAAAGAGUUAGGAUUAUGGAACAUGUUCUUGUCAAAACAUUAUACCGAAGGUCCAGGAUUCACCAAUUUGGAAUAUGGUUUGAUGGCAGAGUACCUUGGUAGAUCUUUUGUUGCUCCUGAAGCUACCAAUACCCAAGCUCCUGACACUGGUAACAUGGAAAUCUUGGCCAAAUACGGUAACCCUUACCAUAAAGAAAGAUGGUUGAAACCAUUGUUGGAUGGGAAAAUAAGAUCAGCUUUCUUGAUGACAGAAAAGGGAACCUCCUCGUCCAAUGCUUUGAAUAUUAGUUGUACUGCUACUGAAAAUGUUGAAGGAAAUUAUGUUUUGAAUGGGGUAAAAUGGUUCGCUUCUGGAGCUGGAGAUCCAAGAUGUGAUGUUUGGUUGGUGAUGUGUAAGACCGAUGACAACAAUAAGGCUAUCUAUAGAAAUCAUAGUGUUUUGGUUUUAGAUGCUAAAAAGGCUUUGGCUUCAGGAAAAGCCAAAUUGAUAAGACCUUUAACUGUCUUCGGUUUCGACGAUGCUCCUCAUGGGCACAUGGAAGUUCAGUUCAACGGGUAUGAAAUCCCUAAAGAGGACAUGCCUAAUGCUAUAUUGGCAGCUGAAGGAAGAGGUUUUGAGAUUAUCCAAUCGAGAUUAGGACCAGGAAGAAUCCAUCAUUGUAUGAGAUUAAUUGGAGCUGGUGAAUUUGCAUUAUUAAGAACUAUUCAAAGAUCUAAUGAAAGAAUCAUCUUUAACAAACCAAUGAAUAAAAGAGAGACGUUCAUUAACAGUUUGGCUCAGCAUAAGAUUGAUAUUCAAAAAUGUAGAUUGUUGGUUUUGAAUGCUGCCCACAAAAUCGACAUUUCCAACGCUAAGUCAGCCAUGAGAGAUAUUGCAAUAGCUAAGAUCGAAACUCCCAGAACUAUUAUUAGAAUUAUCGACUGGUGUAUUCAAAUGUUUGGAGCUCAAGGGGUUUCUCAAGAUACCGAAUUGGCCAGAAUGUAUGCCCAUGCCAGAACCCUUAGAAUUGCCGAUGGUCCAGAUGAAGCUCAUUUGAAUCAAUUGGGACGUGGUGAAUCCAAGAAAUUUCCCUUAGUUGAUAAAUUUUUUGAACGUCAACAACAAAGAUUUGUCGAAGUCUCCAAGUUAUAA
Molecule: messenger RNA, 1329 nt
Organism: Yamadazyma jaroonii
Lineage: Eukaryota; Fungi; Ascomycota; Pichiomycetes; Serinales; Debaryomycetaceae
Source: the annotation of a GenBank genome assembly